CAGCUGCGGCACAGCAUCGCCUGGCGGAGACACUCUUGGCUGCAGCCUGCCUCCUCCUUCGCCGGCAGCUGACGACCAGGUUGCGGACGGCGGGGCGUCCGACCGCCUCGUCUCGCCGGAUCGGAGGCGCGCGCCGCAGACGAAGCGCGAUGGCCCUCGUCUCGCCCCCCAGAGGCAGCGGGGGCCGGACGCCUUCCAACAAGAAGGCCAAGACGCCCGGCUGCAGGAAAGCACGCCAAGACAAGCCUUCCAAAGAAGAGGACGAGAGGAGGAGGAUUCGCCGGGAGCGGAACAAAAUCGCUGCGGCAAAAUGCCGCAACAGGCGGAGGGAGCUGAUCGACACCCUGCAAGCUGAAACUGACCAACUGGAAGACGAGAAGUCGAUCCUCCAGUCGGAGAUAGACGAGCUCCUGAAGGAGAAGGAGCGACUGGAGCAGGUGUUGUCCUCGCACGGCUCCUCCUGUAAGCUGAAGUCGAAGGCGGACGCGGACGAGGAGGACAUCGCCGCGGCGUCACCCGAAGGCGCCGGCGUCCCGGCCGCGGCCAUCUUCGGCAACUCCGACCUCCUCCUGUCCGCCAGCGUGCAAGACGACCAAGAGGAGAGCCUGCAAGAGCUGAAGGACGACUUGGACGAUCUGGUCCCCAGCCUGGAGAUGGAGGGGGUGACGUCCGAGGAGGGGCAGGCGGCGGCCGGGGCGUUCGUCCCCGACAUCGCCGACCUGAGAGGGUCUCUGUGCCUGCCCGACUGGGAAACCUUGUACAAGUCGGUCGCAGACGACCUGGAAUGUCUCGGCGCGUCUCCCGCUCCCUCGUACGGCGGCAACCACCGCCUCGGCGUCUUCUCCUUCAACUUGGCCGAAAUGGACGCCUUGGCGCCGGAGGGCGGCUUUGAAGACAAUCUCAACUCGCCGACCCUUCUGGCGUUGUGAAGCAAACAAAACAAACAAACAAACAAAGAGCGUGGUCGGUGUGUCCGCGCAUCGCGCACCGAGCAUCGGUGAGCCGGUUGCAAUCAAACGGGCUGAGCCCAAUGUCGCUAAACCGCACGACUUUCUCUUGUUCCGGCCUGAAAAAACAUCCAGACUUUCAAUCUGGAGGCGACAUCGUGCCGCUUUACGACACUUCUCAGAAAACUUGAGCGUUCAAAAGAUUUGCUCUCCAGCGGUCACUUGUGUGCAAACGAUGUGGGGACAGAACAAUACGAAAGAAAAAAAUAAAUGUCCGAUAUAUACUCUCCAAUCUAUAGUACAUUUGAAAUCUCUCUUUUAAAAACUCAAAAAGUUCAAGUGUGACAUCGGAGGGGGGUUCACCGCACCUUCGUUUCUUUUGUAGCGUCUGUUUUGCUGUUGUGUCCAUUUCCAAAAUGUGAAUCAAUGUGACAGGGCUGAAUUCUUUCUUCCAUUCUGGUCGUGCGGUUCUCCAAAACGAAAGCUUCCAAACGAACAAAAAACAUGCAUGCAAAUGACUUCUAACAGGUGCGCCGUCUCUCUUAACGGUACUCAUCUCGAGGUGUAAAAUUGCCGUGGACGAACCUGUGAUGGAAAACAAAUACGAAAACAUUGCAGGGUGACUGAUGUGCAGCAUUUUAUGGGAGAGGUGCGUAUCCAAGCGUGUUGUCUGCCGUUCCUUUGGGAAUGCGGCGCCAUCUCUAUUUGAUCACCGUUUUUAUUUUUGAACGUACAAAAAACAAUCGGAUGCAAGGGACAAGAAAUAAAAAGUGAAAUGGAAACAUUUAAUUGUUCUUCCUGUCACUAUGUCGGUGGCAUUGAUCGAUGGGGAUUAGUAUUUACAACACAUAAGGAAUACAUUUCAGACCCAUUUGUAGAUGUGGCAAACAAAGAAGGUGUUGGUCAUCUUAAAUCAUACAUUAUUCACUUUGUUUGAGUGGGGGGGUAUUUAAGAAAACAUUUUUACAGACUAUAUUGGAAUGGGUCAUUCGCGGACAAAAAAAAAAAAAAUCACAAAAAAUGGUUAUAUGUCAACAUAAUACAUGUCACAGAAUCAUAUAUGCAUUUUAUAUCUUGUCUAGUUAUAAUGUGUAUUUUAUUGUACAAUCGGUCAGCUGCGGGUGAGGUU
Messenger RNA from Hippocampus comes (tiger tail seahorse), 2076 nucleotides. Its product is annotated as proto-oncogene c-Fos-like. The coding region runs from base 150 to 929 and encodes 259 amino acids. The transcript is spliced from 4 exons. Gene Ontology annotation, cellular component: nucleus. Gene Ontology annotation, molecular function: RNA polymerase II cis-regulatory region sequence-specific DNA binding; DNA-binding transcription factor activity, RNA polymerase II-specific. NCBI's taxonomy places the organism in Eukaryota, Metazoa, Chordata, Actinopteri, Syngnathiformes, Syngnathidae. Gene Ontology annotation, biological process: regulation of transcription by RNA polymerase II. The record is from RefSeq and is a predicted model, not a curated record.